This is a messenger RNA of Harpegnathos saltator (Jerdon's jumping ant), 2533 nucleotides long. RefSeq names its product luciferin 4-monooxygenase-like. NCBI's taxonomy places the organism in Eukaryota, Metazoa, Arthropoda, Insecta, Hymenoptera, Formicidae. Gene Ontology annotation, molecular function: CoA-ligase activity. The record is from RefSeq and is a predicted model, not a curated record.
UAUGGAAAGAAAACUGUCCCGAUUAUUCUGAACCAUUUUCUUUUUUUUAUAACUAUUUCAACAAUUUCAACAGUAGACCGUGUUAUAAUUUUUGUUUGUUAUUUUGGAAUUGCAAUACAAAUUAAUUCGCUUCUUGAUUUGUUCUAAGAUAUUCUUCCUGAUGUUUGACUAUUAGAGACGACAAUAAAGAACAUAAACCCGAUAUCACGUUAUGGGGACCAGAAAUAAUUAAUUGCGGCGCCGUAUCUUCAGAGGAUCCUGGACAACAGAAGGAACUAUCUCCAUAUUUGGAGAGGAGGGGUAAUCCCCUCCACCUCCCCCACUCUCCCAAUCCACCCUGAGGUGAGGAGAGGCAAGGCAAACUUGUUGUAAGGAAAAGAGUAUUACGAUCUCCCCGCCCAGCCAGGGGUAAAGUUGGAGAGGGGCUCCCAGAUUUGGAGGGAUUGGAUUGUCAUUUACGGGAAUAUCCUCAGAUGGGGAAGGUGUCAUCUGCUCCGAAGGAAGGUUUUCAGUACUGAAGGUUUCAGAACACGGCUUACAACGUUACCACCAGUUACCACAUGUAAUAUUCGUUCAAAAGAAACGUAUACAUAUUCUAAUACGAAUAUUCGCAAAUUAUUCAGAGAAUACAUAUUAGCGAUUACUUGAGAAACGUAUACGCUUUCGACCACUCGUAAAUUACGUAUACGCAACGUUGCGAGUGAGUUACAGAAUCGAGCCCCUGCUUCACCCUGCUUGUGGCGGCUGAGCGAAGACGAGCUCGCGGGCGUCGCGGUAGAUAGCGGGAGAGGGUCGACCGCUACAUUUUCACCAUGUCAGAAAAAGGGAAUAUUUUAUAUGAAGAUGAUGUGACAUCUGAAUGGAAAGAUUUAUCAUUAGGACAAUUAUUGUUAAAACAACUAACACUGCAUGGUACUUGUGUAGCACAAAUAAACGCCCAUACAGGCAAGGAACAAACUUUCGAACAUAUCUUAAACACUAGUCGUAAGUUGGCAAUUUUCUUUCAGAAAAAAGGAGUGAAAGUAAAUGAUACAAUUGCCAUAUGCAGUGAAAAUAACUUGGAAUUUCAUAUUGUUAUAUGUGCUAUAUUUUAUGUGGGUGCUACAGUCUGUCCAUUAAAUCCACUAUAUUCAGAAAGAGAAUUCAAACAUGCACUUGCCAUUUCUAAGCCAAAAUAUUUAUUUAUUUCUGCAAUAGCAUUUAAUAAUAUAAAAAUGAUAAUCAAGGAUUUAUACUGGUCACCAAAAAUAUUAAUAUUAACUGAACAUCACAAUAUCAGUACAACAUGGAUGAAUUUAAGCAAAGCAAUAUCAAAUAUAUCAAACAGUGAUAUGAAUAUGUUCCGAGCUAUUUCUGUUGAUAUAAAUAACCAUGUAGCAGCAAUUUUAUGCUCGAGUGGAACUACAGGACUACCUAAAGGUGUCAUGUUGACAGACAAAAAUUUCAUUACAGUCAUAAAACAUGUAAUGGAUAUAUAUAUACAGAUUAAUGAAGGAAAACUUACAGGUUUAGCAUUGCUACCAUUUUUUCAUGUAUAUUCAUUUACUAUAUUGCUGGUUAGACUCAUAACUGGAAACACGUCUAUAAUCUUUUCACAUUUUGAUGAGGAAUUGUUCCUACAAUGUAUUGAGAAAUACAGAAUUGAGAAUUUAAUAUUGGUGCCACCACUUAUGGUGUUCUUGGCUAAACAUCCACUUGUAGAUAAAUAUGAUUUAUCAUCUGUUAAGGUAAUAGCAUGCGGAGCAGCACCUUUGUCAGAAGAGAUUUAUGAGGCUGUUACCAAGCGAUUGAAUGUUCCUGUAAUUAAGCAGGGUUAUGGAUUAACAGAAACUACUCUAAGUGUGCUAUGGUCAACAGGUGAUAAGGCAAAACCAGGCAGUUUUAUGUUAGCUCCAGGCAUGUCUGCAAAAAUCAUACCACUGGGAGAAUUUGAAACAGAUAAAACUUUAGGGCCAAAUUGCAGAGGAGAAUUAUGUUUCAAGGGAGAUUUAAUAAUGAAAGGUUAUUGUAACGAUGAAGAAUCUACUAGAGCAACAAUUGAUAAAGAUGGUUGGUUACAUACAGGAGAUGUAGGAUACUAUGACAAAGAAAGAUACUUUUACAUUGUUGAUCGUGUAAAGGAACUUAUUAAAUAUAAGGGUUAUCAAGUUCCCCCAGCUGAGCUUGAAGCGAUUUUAUUAACAUAUCCUGGUGUGAGAGACGCAGCUGUAAUUGGCAUUCCAGAAGAAAUAGCUGGAGAAUUGCCAAUGGCUUUUAUUGUAAAACAAGAUAAUUCCAACGUACGUGAAGAGGAUAUAAUUCAGUAUGUUAACGAGCGUGUGUCAAAUCCUAAGCGACUCAGAGGUGGUAUAAGAUUCAUAAAUAGCAUACCAAAGACUGCGUCUGGUAAAAUUCUGCGUCGACUACUGCGCGAUUCUUUACAAUCAAAAUUAUAAGCAUGUCAAAUAUCUACCUUUUAUAAUGUGUAUUAUUUGCUAUAUUUUUUUUAGUGAUAUUUUGCAUAAGCAAAAUUCAUGAUUAUUAUGAUUAAAUA